AUGGCAUCUGAUUAUGCUCAACCUCGAAAAGUUCAUCGCUCUCGCCAUUUUCCAGUUGUAGUUGGUACGUUCCUUAUUAAAGUUUGGUGUGGUGGGUACUUCUCGUCUUGCAGAAGACAUUGGAGUGUUUUUGGUUCUGCUCCUUCUCCUAGUUUGUUCAAUUCUGUUUUCCUCUUAUUGGUAGUCAUUUUUCGUUCUGUUUUGCUCUUACUGCCGCAUUUAGUUGGUAUAAAGGAAUCUACACAGCCAAGCCCAGACAGGAAUACACUGGAGGCUGGUACAGUUGGCAAUAUAGCUCAAGCAAGGCCUUCUGUUACGGAGGAAAGUGUUGUACAGUGGGCUAAAAAUGACAAGAGAAGACUACUUCAUGUUGUUUAUAGCGUUGGAGAUUUAGAUAAGAUUAUAAAAUUCUGUACGGAGUGCCUUGGCAUGAAGGUAUUGCGGAAAAGAGACAUCCCAGAGGAAAGAUAUUCAACUGCCUUUCUUGGUUUUGGACCCGAAGAGUCACAUUUUACGGUUGAACUUUCACACAACUAUGGAGUUGGCAAAUAUGAUAUUGGGACUUGUUUUGGUCACUUUGGUGUUGCAGUUGAGGAUGUUGCUAAAACAGUAAGCCUUGUAAAGGCAAAGGGUGGAAAGGUGACACGAGAACCUGGUCCAGUCAAUGGUGAAAGUUCUGUUAUUGCUUUUAUAGAAGAUCUUGAUGGUUAUAAGUUUCAGCUGUUGGAAAAGGCACCAACAUUGGAACCCCUUUGCAAGAUAAUGCUUAGAGUUGGAUAUGAAAAUUUUAGUAAUAUCAUAUCCAAAUAUUUGUGUCUGCAAUUUAUGAUUAUUUGUAGCCGAUCUGUUUGUCCUGGAUUGUGUGGUUAUUUACAGUUUUCCAAUGUCUUGGUUCUAAUUUUUUUUCCUCUGAUUAACACAGUCCCACAAACAUAGUAUACCCAUCUUGUUGCAUUUAAUGCUCACUUUUACAUGGAGCCAGAGACCUCAGAUAGUGGUUCGAUGACAAUUGGGGCUGCUGGUGGUCGUGGGGGUAUCACUUCAGCAGGCGGGCGAAGUACAAGAUCUCCUACUUCUAAUUAAAUUGUGCGACCUCUUCCUGGCCUGAAAGAGAAAGUUAAGAAUGUCAUGUUUUAAGAACGUUAAGAACGUUAUUGUUGGGCCUCGGAGCCUCAGAGUUUGGCUACUGAAUGGUAUGUUGCGUGGUCUGCGUUUGUGUGUAUGCGACUUAUUGGUAUUUGAUCACUUCUCUUUCAAGUACUUUGACUACAUUGUUUUCUUUCAUUUAUCUUGUCUGACAUCUUGUGAGCUGAAUUAUGAACUUGCUAUGAAGAUUUGCUCCAUACCCACCUAGACCACGCACACUUGGGCAUAUAUUAUGGCAGACUUGUGCACCAGCACCGUGGUUGCGUUUUGUCACUGUAAAAGUUUUAUGAAGAAACUUAUUCAUCAGAAAAUGAGGAUGAGGUUAGAGACAUGUGGGUCGAGUAUUUGCUCAAGCAUGAAGCAGAUGAAGAAAACCAAGUUGAUGGUAUGAAAAUAACUCCACUAGUUUCGGUUCCAAUUGUUGGUAAAUUGGCAUGAAUGAUUAUAUUUUGAAAUUGAUUUUUGUUUUACGUUUUUGGAAAUUGCGAUGUAAAUCUUUGACGUUUAUGCAAAUUACAAUUUAUGCAAAAGCUUGCGUUUUGAGCAUUACUUGUGGGAAAUAUAUUUUUUUGGUAAUAUAUGGAUUAUGGAAUUGUUCUCAAAUUAUUACAAAUUAUGUAUUAUAGCAGAUUAGCAGGUGUGGUUUUGUGGUUUUGUGCGUUUGAUUCCUGCUGCCCGAUAUUUAUAGAGGUGUAAACGCAGGUGUAUUAUGUAUGUUAAUUCUGAAUUGGCGUAGCUGGCUUCUGCUAUUAUCGAUUUUUUUUUAAAAAAAAUAAGGUUGCAAAGAGACCCGUCAGGUGUAAUAAAGGCUCUCUAGUUAUAAUAAUAAAACAAUUCAAAGAGACCUCAUAUCUAAGAUACGAGGUCUUAAUUUGUGAAAAAUAAUAAUAAUAAAAAUAACAAAGAGACCCCCUAUCUUAUAUAUGAGGUCUUAACUAAAUAUUCAAAGAGACCUCAUAUCUUACUUAUGGGGUCUGAACUUUUUAACAAACAGAUCUCACAUCUCUAUUAAGAGGUCUCUUCCCCUUCUAAAAUAUUUUCUCCAACAUUUACAGAAGAGACCCCCUUUCUUACGUGGAGGUCUCUAACUUUUAACAAACAGACCCCCUCUCGAUGAGGGGGUCUCUUUAUCAAAGAGACCUGUGAGAUAGAGACCCCUUGAAAGGAGAUCUCUUAAGCCAUUUUGGAAGGGUCUCUUUGCCAUUUUUUGUA
Messenger RNA from Spinacia oleracea (spinach), 2358 nucleotides. Its product is annotated as probable lactoylglutathione lyase, chloroplastic. Gene Ontology annotation, cellular component: cytoplasm. The transcript has 8 exons. NCBI's taxonomy places the organism in Eukaryota, Viridiplantae, Streptophyta, Magnoliopsida, Caryophyllales, Amaranthaceae. Gene Ontology annotation, molecular function: lactoylglutathione lyase activity; metal ion binding. Bases 1 to 936 code for a protein of 311 amino acids. The record is from RefSeq and is a predicted model, not a curated record.